CUCGACUCGCCCAACCCUCGAACCCUCCAGCUGCUCCCUCGUUCUUCCCCUGCCAGCCAUGGAUCACGGACGCGACCCUUGCCCCUUUGUCAUUCUCAAUGACUUUGGCGGUGCCUUUGCCAUGGGCGCCAUUGGCGGAACCAUCUGGCACGGCAUCAAGGGCUUCCGAAACUCUCCCUACGGCGAGCGCCGCAUUGGUGCCAUCACCGCCGUCAAGAUGCGAGCUCCCGUCCUGGGCGGCAACUUUGGCGUCUGGGGUGGUCUCUUCUCGACCUUUGACUGCGCCGUCAAGGGCAUCCGGAAGAAGGAGGAUCCUUACAACGCCAUCAUUGCGGGCUUCUUCACCGGCGGCUCCCUUGCCUUCCGUGGUGGUGUCAAGGCCGCCCGAAACAACGCCAUUGGCUGCGCCGUCCUGCUAGCCGUCAUCGAGGGCGUCGGUAUCGCCUUUGGAAAGAUGAUGUCCGGAACAACCAAGCUGGAGAUGCCCCAGCCGCCGCCCAACUCAGAAGUCCAGGCGUUGUAA
Trichoderma virens Gv29-8 is the source of this 523-nucleotide messenger RNA. RefSeq lists its product as uncharacterized. Gene Ontology annotation, biological process: protein import into mitochondrial matrix. The transcript has 3 exons. Bases 59 to 523 code for a protein of 154 amino acids. Gene Ontology annotation, molecular function: transmembrane protein transporter activity. The record is from RefSeq and is a predicted model, not a curated record. NCBI's taxonomy places the organism in Eukaryota, Fungi, Ascomycota, Sordariomycetes, Hypocreales, Hypocreaceae. Gene Ontology annotation, cellular component: TIM23 mitochondrial import inner membrane translocase complex; mitochondrial inner membrane.